AUGCCCAUAUUUAGAGAAUGCGGGGCACCAAGUGUGCAGCAGCCAAAACCGCAGGUGCAGCAGCCAAAACCGCAGGUGCAGCAGCCAAAACCGCAGGUGCAGCAGCCAAAACCGCAGGUGCAGCAGCCAACCCCUCGAGAGCCACGCGCGCCCCGUAGACAGCCCAGGCAGCAGGAGCUCGAGGGUGCCAUGGUGACAGCUACUGCCGAAUACGUUCGGCAGGGCCAGUUGGCGGAAGCAAGAGCUCAAGAGGAGGCCCGCUUCCGCCAACAAAUGCUGGAGAAAAACCGGCAGGUGGCGGGUAUGCGGGAAGUGCAGCAGCACUUCGAAGUGGCGCGUCGGUCGCACGAGACCAACAGGCGCCUGCUUGAGCUGCUGCUGGCUGCACUGGGGCAUGGUGGCGGCCAAGCCCCUCCCACCUCUCAGGCCCCACAUAACUAA
Dermacentor andersoni is the source of this 441-nucleotide messenger RNA. Lineage: Eukaryota; Metazoa; Arthropoda; Arachnida; Ixodida; Ixodidae. The record is from RefSeq and is a predicted model, not a curated record.